AUUGACACCUCUACACUGAGCGUUUGCUUCCCCAUCGUUUGUUAAGCCAUUUCUUGCCCCGCUAGGGGGCUCCUUCAGUCUUUCAAGGGCCGACCCCGUUUAUAGGCAGGGCGUAAGCCGGCAGCCCAGCAAAAAUGGCGGACCAAUCUGAGACCGACAAGAACAUUGAGAUGUGGAAGAUUAAGCGGCUCAUCAAGGCUCUGGAGGCUGCUCGUGGCAACGGCACCAGCAUGAUCAGCCUGAUCAUGCCCCCCAAGGACCAGGUCGCUCGUGUCCAGAAGAUGCUUGGUGAUGAGUAUGGCACGGCUUCCAACAUCAAGUCGCGUGUGAACCGCCUUUCAGUGCUGAGCGCCAUCACAUCGGCCCAGCAGCGCCUGAAGCUAUACAACAAGGUGCCCCCGAACGGCCUGGUCGUCUACACGGGCACCAUUAUGACCGAUGACGGCAAGGAGAAGAAGGUGAACAUUGACUUUGAGCCCUUCAAGCCCAUCAACACGUCGCUGUACCUGUGCGACAACAAGUUCCACACGGAGGCCCUGAACGAGCUGCUGGAGUCUGACAACAAGUACGGCUUCAUCAUCAUGGACGGUAACGGCAGCCUGUUCGGCACGCUGUGCGGCAACACGCGCGAGGUGCUGCACAAGUUCACGGUGGACCUGCCCAAGAAGCACGGCCGUGGUGGCCAGUCGGCGCUACGUUUCGCGCGUCUGCGUGUGGAGAAGCGCCACAACUACGUGCGCAAGGUGGCUGAGAUGGCGGUGCAGUUCUUCAUCACCAACGACCGGCCGAACGUGUCGGGCCUGGUGCUGGCGGGUAGCGCCGACUUCAAGACGGAGCUGUCCCAGUCCGACAUCUUCGACCCGCGCCUGCAGGCGGUGGUGCUGGGCGUGGUGGAUGUGUCGUACGGCGGUGAGAACGGCUUCAACCAGGCCAUUGAGCUGUCGGCCGAGAUGCUGGCCAACGUCAAGUUCGUGCAGGAGAAGCGGCUGAUCGGGCGCUUCUUCGAGGAGAUCAGCCAGGACUCCGGCAAGUUUGUCUUCUCGGUCAAGGACACGAUGCAGUGCCUGGAGAUGGGCGCGGUGGAGAUCCUGAUCGUGUGGGAGAACCUGGACUGCGACCGCUACGAGCUGAUGAACCCCUCCACGCAGAAGGUGGAGGUCAAGCUGCUCAACGCCGAGCAGGCCAAGGACCUGUCCCACUUCAAGGACAAGGAGGCGGGGUGCGACCUGGAGGUGCAGGACAAGAUGCCGCUGCUGGAGUGGCUGGCCAACAACUACAAGAAGUUCGGCUGCACGCUAGAGUUCGUGACCAACAAGUCGCAGGAGGGCAGCCAGUUCUGCAGAGGGUUCGGAGGCAUCGGCGGCAUCCUUCGCUACCAGGUCAACCUGGCGGAGCUGGAUGUGGACGAGGACGAUGCCGGCGACGCGCUCUGGAGCGAUGAUGACUUCUAAAUGACAACACAACAUUGGGCACAUUGACCGAACACACAGCAGGAGUGUCAGUGUUGGUGACAGCAAUAGUGACGGGGGCGGUGCGGGAGACGCAGCAGCGGCCGCCGAUUGAGUUGAGUUUCACUGAACUUGCUGCGGCGGGGCGCUAGCAGCGGAAGCACUUCGCAACGGCGAGAGCGCGACUGGAAGCUGCAGAAUGUGAGUAGUGUGACUGAGCAGCCGCUGGCGCAUGCUCUCAUUGCGGGCCUAUUCAUCGUCCCUGCUGACCAUAACGCGGAGGCCUGGUGCCAAGGCCGGCGGAGGGCACUUGCGGGCACCAGCUGGCUUGAGAGGCACAGGCCGGGCCAGUGCUGGUCGGCGCUGCCAGCAGACACAGCGGCUGCAAGUUGCCAGGUGACAGGCUGCCAGGUGAAGCUCCUGUACGUCCUUGCGACUGUGGGAUGCCGAGAACAGGUGGUCGCACCCGACACACCAUUUGCAUUGACCAACCUCCAUGUACUAGGUAGUUUUACCCGUCCGUCAAGUGUGCUUUGACCGUGUGGAAUAUAGGUUUUGACCAUGCUACGUACCGUAUGUCGACGGGUGGUAAACGUUAUGUGACGCCGCGCGGGCCAUGUGGGAGCGGGCGCUGUGGAGUUGACGUUUCGCUGUGAGUGUGUGUUGUCCGGACCCGCGUGACACCCGCGCAGCUACUUGUGCCAGGGACACGAAGCAGAUUGCGCAAGUAGGUGUAGCGAUAGAGCUAGAGACAAAGACACGAGACAGGGACGAGUCAAGAAGAAGCGUCACGUCGGUGCCGUCUUGUGUUACGGGUGUCAUCGUGGCAGGAGUGUAUCGUGGAAGCACCGCGGGUGGGAACUUAUUCGAAUUGCGGCCAGGCUUGCCGAAGAGGCAGAGUGGAUAGUGGUCUCAAGCUAGGUGACCAAGUCGAUGGAUCGGAGCAAAGGCCUUCAAGCAACGGGAACGGUCGAGGUGGACAGAAGCUGUGGGCGCCGUUGAGCAGUGCCGCGUCCGCGUCUGGUCUGCUGUGCCGUUGCUGGACGCAGGCAAGCCAACGGCGUCCGCCGCGUUGUAAUAUUUGAGAGGU
This is a messenger RNA of Chlamydomonas reinhardtii, 2538 nucleotides long. RefSeq lists its product as uncharacterized. Gene Ontology annotation, cellular component: translation release factor complex; cytosol. Gene Ontology annotation, biological process: cytoplasmic translational termination. The record is from RefSeq and is a predicted model, not a curated record. The coding region runs from base 135 to 1451 and encodes 438 amino acids. The transcript has 10 exons. Lineage: Eukaryota; Viridiplantae; Chlorophyta; Chlorophyceae; Chlamydomonadales; Chlamydomonadaceae. Gene Ontology annotation, molecular function: translation release factor activity, codon specific; sequence-specific mRNA binding.